Messenger RNA from Clupea harengus (Atlantic herring), 1860 nucleotides. Its product is annotated as patched domain-containing protein 3-like. Gene Ontology annotation, cellular component: membrane. Lineage: Eukaryota; Metazoa; Chordata; Actinopteri; Clupeiformes; Clupeidae. The record is from RefSeq and is a predicted model, not a curated record.
UCAACCAUUCAUCACCGGUUCAUUGAGUCAGACAUUUCCUUGUAAAUAGGAAUGUAUUCGCAUUGGAAGAUGAUCCAAAAUAAGUCGGAGAGCUCAGAACUUUGCCUAUAGGCUGAAAAUAUAGACGCUAGAAAUGCAUGCAUGCAACACAAACUGCAUCGAAAAGCCUAUAUCAAUAGGAUUUCAGAAACUGGGUCUUUUCGUGGGUAAACAUCCGUGGGUGUUUUUACUUUUACCGUCGAUGUUAUCCGGGGGUCUCGGAGCGGGGUUUUACUUUCUCGGUGAAAGAGAAGCAAAUGACAUCGAAGACCAGUUCACGCCCGCUAACGGCCAGGCUAAGACAGAGAGACAAUAUGUCAAAACCUAUUUUCCUCACAGUGACGAAUUCUCUCAGUUGAGGCUGUACACAGAAGGGGCUUACGCGUCGUUGAUCGUGCAAAGUUGUUCGACCAAAGACCUUCUCUCAAAGGAUCUGUUUCGAAAAGUAAUCGACUUGGACCAGAAAGUACGAAACAUCACGUCAAAAUUAAGAGGAAGAACCUAUGCUGAUCUCUGUGCAAAUUCAAAGGGAAAUUGCGCUUCAAAUGCAGUUUUAGACAUUACAUCCAAAGCUGGCAACACAUCUAUUGAAUAUCCAUUUCAUCAAGGCGAGUUUUUAGGAUCAACAAUUGGCGGUGUGACUCUGAAAUCGAACAGCAAAGCAAUACAAAGUGCAGAGGCAGUUCGGCUUUUCUAUUAUUUAAAAGAUGCCCAAACUGAAAUGGACAGAGGCGAGAAUGGUGCGUGGCUACAGGCUUUUACAAAGACUUUUUCAGAAGAAAAACAGACCUACAGAUAUCUGUAUCUCAUUUCACUUCCAUUUCAAGAGAAGAAGAAUUUGACAGGAAUUCAAAGACAGUGAUUCCAUUAUUCUCCAUGACUUACUUUCUGGCCAUUAACAUUGCAGUUGCUUCAUGUCUCAGGUUGGACUGUGUGAGAAACAAAGUAUGGGUGGCCUUGGCAGGUGUUCUCUCUACAGGCCUGGCUGUGCUUACCAGUUUUGGAUUGCUUCUCUUCUGUGGGAUGCCAUUUUCAAUGACUGUUGCCAGUGCCCCUUUUCUCAUUCUCGGUAUUGGUGUGGAUGACAUGUUCAUCAUGAUCUCGUGCUGGCAGAGGACAAGGGUUCAUGACAAGGUAGAAGAUCGCAUGGCAGAGACGUACAAGGAGGCAGCUGUCUCCAUCACCAUCACCACUCUGACUGAUGCCCUGGCCUUCUACGUUGGCCUCUUGACGCCUUUUCGCUCUGUACAGUCCUUCUGCACGUACACCGGAACAGCCAUCCUCUUCUGCUACAUCUACAACAUCACGUUCUUCGGUGCCUGUCUGGCGCUGAAUGGACGACGGGAGAGAAGCAACAGACACUGGCUGACAUUCAGGAAGGUUAAAACUCCAGAUGAAGACAACAAGAGCAAUGCCUGCUCAGUCGGUGGUGCUUAUGAUCCUGAGACAGGUGCAGAGGUGGGAAUGCCCAUCAAUGUCUUCUUUAAAGAGCGUUAUGGACCAUUCUUGACUAAUAUAUGGACCAAGGUGUUUGUGGUUUUUCUCUAUGUAGGGUAUCUGGCUGGUAGUGUGUAUGGCUGUUUUCAAAUGGAAGAGGGCAUAGAUUUGAAACAUCUUGCACCUGAUGACUCGUAUGUCGCUAGCUAUUAUGACAACGAAGACAGAUAUUUCUCAUCUUACGGCCCCUUUGUCAUGUUAGUCAUUAAAGAUAAAAACGUUCAGUAUUGGGAGACAAGUGCUCGUCAAAACCUCAAAAAGUGCCUGAAAAAUUUGAAUCAUCCAAAAUGGUUGCCAAAAACAUGACUAUAUCUUGGCUUGACU